Molecule: messenger RNA, 3604 nt
Organism: Strigops habroptila (Kakapo)
Lineage: Eukaryota; Metazoa; Chordata; Aves; Psittaciformes; Psittacidae
Product: soluble scavenger receptor cysteine-rich domain-containing protein SSC5D-like
Exons: 6
Coding region: 125-3604 (1159 amino acids)
Cellular component (GO): membrane
Source: RefSeq, a predicted model, not a curated record
CUCCCAGAUGGUCGCGGUGGGUCCCGGGGGUCCCAGUGGGUCAUAGAUGGUCCUGAUGGGUCUCGGUGGGUCCCAGGGGUCCUGGUGUGUCCCAGCGGGUCCCGGGGGUCCCAGUGGGUCAUAGAUGGUCCCGAUGGGUCUCGGUGGGUCCCAGUUGGUCCCAGAGGGUGCAGAGCUCCCAGGGGCUCCCAAUGGGUCCCGGUUCAUCCCGAUGUGUCCCAGUGGGUGCCCCUGCGUGCGGGUCCCUGACGGCGGUGCCCCAGGCGCGUUCCCGGUGCGCCUGGCCGGGGGUCCCGGGCGCUGCGCGGGGCGGGUGGAGCUGCUGCGCGCCGGGCGCUGGGGCACGGUCUGCGACGACGACUGGGGGCUGCCGGACGCGGCCGUGCUGUGCCGGGAGCUGGGCUGCGGCACCGCCCUGGCCGCCCCCCCGGGGGCCUGGUUCGGGGAGGGCUCGGGGCCCAUCUGGCUCAACGGGGUGCGGUGCCGAGGCUCCGAGCAGCGCCUGGCGCGGUGCCGGCACCGCGGGUGGCGGCCGCACGUCUGCGCCCAUGAGGAGGACGCCAGCGCCGUGUGCUCAGGGCACCAAUUCCAGCCCUUCGGCAGCACCGAGAGCAGCGGGACGCUUGCGCCGGCACCCGCCAGCACCCAGGGAGCGGGGUGUGAGGGUGCAGCGUGUGCGGGGCAACGGGACCUGCUGUCCCCAGCGGGGACCUCCCUGUCACCCAGCAGCACCCAGAGCCCUGCAGGGCAGGGGGGGACCCGUGCCCCCCAAGCCAAAGCAGGGCAAGAUCCCAUUCGGAUCAUCAGGAUCACCCGACUCAAAGCCGAACAGGACCCAGAUGGCAUCAUCCAAAGCACCAAGCCCAAGGCAGGACGGGACCCUGGGGCCACCAGGGCUAAAGCGGGACAGGGUCCCGUUGAUGCCACCAGGUCCAAUGCAGGAUGGGAUCCAGCUGGGACCAACAGGUCCAAAGAAGGACGGGAUCCAGCUGGGACCAACAGGUCUAGAGCAGGAUGGGAUCCAGUUGGGACCAACAGGUCCAAGACAGGAUGGGAUCCCAUGGGUGCCACCCGUGUCACCCGGCCCAAAGCAGUGCGGGAUCCAUCCAGCACCCUACGGAUCACCCGGCCCAAAGCUGGGCAGAUCCUGGUAGGUGCCAACCAGACCUCCAGGAGAGCACCAGGACGGGGUCUGGUUGGGACCAUGCAAGGCUCCAGGCGCAAAGCAGUGCAGGAUUUGGCCCCUACCAUGGUGGUUCCAGCAGGUAGCACCCUGUGGAGCACACGUUCUCCAGCGGAGCUGGAUCCGGCUGGUACCAAAUGGACAACUCGUCCUUCAGCAGAUGUUGGUGUAGGUGAUACCAUGAGGAGGUCACAUCCUGCAGCAGAACCAGCUCCUGAAGGCACCACGCAGAGAACACAUCCUCCAACAGAAGAACCACGUCCUGAAGGUACCAUGAUGAGCACAGGUCCUGCAGCAGAGCUGGAGCUAGAAGGUACCACGAUGAGCACACGCUCUCCAGCAGAACCAGGUUCUGAAGGCACCAUAAGGACCACACAUCCUCCAAUGGAACUGGUUCCAGAUGGUACCACAUGGAGCACCCAUCCUGCAACCAAACCAGGUCCAGAAGGUACCACGAGUAGCACACGAGCUCCAAUGGAACUGGUUCCAGAUGGUACCACAUGGAGCACGCAUCCUGCAGCAGAAUCAGGUCCUGAACGUACCAUGAUGAGCACACGCUCUCCAGCAGAACCAGGUUCUGAAGGCACCAUCAGGAUCACACAUCCUCCAAUGGAACUGGUUCCAGAUGGUACCACAUGGAGCACACAUCCUGCAGUGGACCUGGAUUCGGGUGGUACCACAUGGAGCACCCAUCCUGCAACCAAACCAGGUCCAGAAGGUACCACGAGUAGCACACAAGCUCCAAUGGAACUGGUUCCAGAUGAUACCACAUGGAGCACGCAUCCUGCACCAGAAUCAGGUCCUGAAGGUACCACGAUGAGCACACGUUCUCCAGCAGAGCUGGAGCUAGAAAGUACCAUGAUGAGCACACGUUCUUCAGCACAACCAGGUUCUGAAGGCACCAUAAGGACCACACGUCCUCCAAUGGAGCUGGUUCCAGAUGGUACCACAUGGAGCACACAUCCUGCAACCAAACCAGGUCCAGAAGGUACCAUGAGUAGCACACGAGUUCCAAUGGAACUGGUUCCAGAUGAUACCACAUGGAGCACGCGUCCUGCAGCAGAAUCAGGUCCAGAAGGUACCAUGAGGAGCACACACCCUCCAAUGGAACUGGUUCAAGAAGGUACCAUGAGGAGCACACAUCUCCCAGUGGACCUGGAUCCAGAUGAUGACACGUGGAGCACACAUCCUGCAGCAGGACCAGGUCCUGAAGAUCAUACCCUGAGGAGCACGCGUCCUGCAGCAGAACCGGGUCCAGGUGGUAGCACAUGGAGCACACGUCCUGGAGCUGAACCUGGUCCAGAAGGCACCAUGAUGAGCCCACGACCUCCAGAAGAUCUGGAUCCAGAUGAUGCUGACCUGGUCCCAGGCCCUGGUGGGGUCUCUGCUGCCUCCCCCGAGCCCCCGUCACCGGCUCCCUCGCAGCCCCACACCCUGGUACCAGCAGCUCCUGCCCCCACCACCCAACUGGGUCCAGGCUGCAGGUCCCAGAGCCCCCCGGAGCCCCCCAGCACCCAGAGCCCCCCAGCACCCACCCAGCACCCCAUAGAGCCCCUCAGCACCCAGAGCCUACGAGCACCCACCCAGCGCCCCAUGGAGCUCCCCAGCACCCAGAGCCCCCCCGAUCCCUACAAUCACCCCAUGGAGCCCCUCAGCACCCAGAGCCCCCCAGCAUCCACCCAGCACCCCAUAGAGCCCCUCAGCACCCAGAGCCCUCCAGCACCCACCCAGCACCCCAUAGAGCCCCUCAGCACCCAGAGCCCUCCAGCACCCUCCCUGCAGCCCAUAGAGCCCCUCAGCACCCAGAGCCCCCCAGCACCCUCGCUGCACCCCAUAGAGCCCCUCAGCACCCAGACCCCCCCAGCACCCUCCCUGCAGCCCAUGGAGCCCCUCAGCACCCAGAGCGCCCCAGCACCCCCCCAGCACCCCACAGAGCCCCUCAGCACCCAGAGUCCCACAGCUUCCCCCCAGCAUCCCAUAGAGCCCCUCAGCACCCCCCCAGCACCCACCCAGGGCCCUAUGGAGCCCCUCAGCACCCCCCCAGCACCUCCUCAGCACCCCAUAGAGCCCCUCAGCACCCCCCCAGCACCUCCUCAGCACCCCAUAGAGCCCCUCAGCACCCCCCCAGCACCCCCCCAGCACCCCAUAGAGCCCCUCAGCACCCCCCCAGCACCCCCUCAACACCCCAUAGAACCCCUCAGCACCCCUCCAGCACCCCCUCAACACCCCAUGGAGCCCCUCAGUGGGGGGCAGCAGGAUGGGGGCCCCCCCUGCCAGGCGUCCCCCCAGCUGGAGGCGCUGCUGCAGGAGGUCCGGGGGCUGCGGGGGGACCUGCGGGCGCUGGCUCUGACCCUCCAGCACCUCCUGGGCUCGGGACCCCCCCGGGGCACCCCCAAACCGGGUGACCCCCCCAAGAAAUAA